This is a messenger RNA of Pseudopipra pipra, 3871 nucleotides long. RefSeq names its product RNA polymerase III subunit B (gene POLR3B). The transcript is spliced from 28 exons. Bases 52 to 3444 code for a protein of 1130 amino acids. NCBI's taxonomy places the organism in Eukaryota, Metazoa, Chordata, Aves, Passeriformes, Pipridae. The record is from RefSeq and is a predicted model, not a curated record. Gene Ontology annotation, molecular function: ribonucleoside binding; DNA binding. Gene Ontology annotation, cellular component: RNA polymerase III complex. Gene Ontology annotation, biological process: DNA-templated transcription.
CGGGGGGACGCGCUGAGGAGGAGCGCCGCGGUCCGUGGGUGGCGGGCGGCGAUGGAGGCGCUGGGUCUGGGGGCGCUCAGCCCGGAGCAGGCGGCGGCCCCGGUCAACACGGUGGAGGAAAAAUGGAGACUUCUUCCAGCAUUUCUAAAGGUGAAAGGUCUGGUAAAACAGCACAUAGACUCAUUCAACUAUUUCAUCAAUGUAGAGAUAAAGAAAAUCAUGAAGGCAAAUGAAAAAGUUACAAGUGAUGCUGACCCAAUGUGGUACCUGAAGUACCUCAAUAUCUAUGUAGGUACUCCAGAUGUGGAAGAAAGCUUCAAUGUGACACGACCUGUAUCACCUCAUGAGUGCCGCCUGAGAGACAUGACCUAUUCUGCCCCCAUUACCGUGGAUAUUGAAUAUACACGAGGUAGCCAGAGGAUCAUCCGCAAUGCGUUACCCAUUGGCAGAAUGCCUAUAAUGCUGCGUAGCUCCAAUUGUGUUCUUACUGGGAAAACUCCAGCAGAAUUUGCCAAACUUAAUGAAUGUCCUUUAGAUCCAGGUGGCUAUUUCAUUGUUAAAGGUGUAGAGAAAGUCAUUCUUAUUCAAGAACAGUUAUCCAAAAACAGGAUCAUUGUGGAAGCUGAUAGAAAGGGCACAGUUGGCGCUUCUGUUACCAGUUCCACUCAUGAGAAGAAGAGCAGAACAAAUAUGAUUGUGAAACAAGGAAGAUUUUAUCUGAGGCAUAACACUCUAUCCGAAGAUAUUCCCAUUGCUAUCAUAUUUAAGGCCAUGGGUGUUGAGAGUGACCAGGAGAUUGUACAGAUGAUUGGCACAGAGGAACAUGUGAUGGCUGCAUUUGCUCCUAGCCUGGAAGAAUGCCAAAAAGCUCAGAUCUUUACACAGAUGCAGGCAUUGAAGUACAUUGGAAACAAAGUAAGAAGGCAAAGGAUGUGGGGAGGCCCAAAGAAAACAAAGAUGGAAGAAGCCCGAGAGCUGUUGGCUUCAACUAUUCUGACCCAUGUUCUUGUGAAAGAAUUCAAUUUUCGUGCCAAGUGCAUAUACACAGCAGUGAUGGUACGCAGAGUAAUUUUGGCUCAAGGAGAAAAUAAAGUAGAUGACAGAGACUACUAUGGAAAUAAACGUUUGGAGUUAGCAGGGCAGCUUCUUUCUCUUCUAUUUGAAGAUUUGUUCAAAAAAUUUAACUCUGAGCUGAAGAAGAUUGCUGACCAGGUAAUCCCCAAGCAACGUGCAGCUCAGUUUGAUGUCGUGAAGCAUAUGCGUCAAGACCAGAUCACCAAUGGCAUGGUCAAUGCCAUCUCCACAGGAAAUUGGUCUCUAAAGAGAUUCAAAAUGGACCGCCAGGGUGUGACGCAAGUAUUGUCCCGCUUGUCUUAUAUAUCUGCUCUGGGAAUGAUGACUAGAAUCUCUUCUCAGUUCGAAAAGACAAGGAAAGUGAGUGGUCCUCGAUCGUUACAACCAUCUCAGUGGGGGAUGCUCUGCCCUUCUGACACUCCUGAAGGAGAGGCUUGUGGUUUGGUUAAAAAUCUUGCCCUCAUGACUCAUAUUACUACAGAUAUGGAAGAUGGCCCAAUUAUUAAAUUAGCCAGUAAUCUUGGAGUUGAAGAUGUCAACUUGCUCUGUGGUGAAGAACUAUCAUAUCCAAAUGUGUUCCUUGUUUUCCUUAAUGGUAACAUCCUUGGUGUCAUACGUGAUCAUCAGAAAUUAGUCAACACAUUUCGGAUAAUGCGUCGAGCGGGUUAUAUCAAUGAAUUCGUUUCCAUCUCUACCAAUCUGUCUGACAGAUGUGUCUACAUUUCCUCUGAUGGGGGCAGAUUGUGCAGACCUUACAUUAUUGUCAAGAAGCAAAAACCUGCAGUUACAAACAAGCAUAUGGAAGAACUGGCUCAGGGAUACAGGAAUUUUGAAGACUUCUUGCACGAAGGCCUCGUUGAAUAUUUGGAUGUGAAUGAAGAAAAUGAUUGUAACAUCGCACUGUAUGAAAAUACAAUUAAUAAAGAUACAACGCAUUUGGAGAUUGAGCCUUUCACACUUCUUGGUGUCUGUGCUGGGCUGAUUCCAUAUCCUCACCACAACCAGUCCCCGAGAAACACUUAUCAAUGUGCCAUGGGGAAACAAGCCAUGGGUACUAUUGGAUACAAUCAAAGAAACAGGAUAGAUACUCUUAUGUAUCUCCUAGCCUAUCCACAAAAGCCAAUGGUAAAAACAAAAACAAUAGAACUGAUAGAUUUUGAGAAACUGCCUGCUGGACAGAAUGCCACAGUCGCUGUGAUGAGCUACAGUGGUUACGAUAUUGAAGAUGCUCUUGUCUUAAAUAAGGCCUCUUUGGACAGAGGUUUUGGAAGGUGUCUUGUAUACAAGAAUGCCAAGUGUACGCUGAAGCGCUACACAAACCAGACAUUUGACAAAGUUAUGGGUCCAAUGUUGGAUGCAGCUACCCGGAAACCAAUCUGGCGCCACGAAAUUUUAGAUGCUGAUGGUAUCUGCUCUCCAGGUGAAAAAGUAGAAAAUAAGCAAGUCCUUGUGAACAAGUCUAUGCCAACUGUGACCCAGACACCUCUGGAAGGAAGCGGAGUGCCUCAGCAGCCACAGUACAAAGAUGUGCCAGUAACCUACAAAGGCGCCACUGACUCUUACAUUGAAAAAGUAAUGAUUUCAUCAAAUGCAGAGGAUGCUUUCUUGAUCAAAAUGUUGCUGAGGCAAACUAGACGUCCAGAAAUUGGAGAUAAAUUUAGCAGUCGUCAUGGGCAGAAAGGGGUGUGUGGACUGAUUGUUCCUCAGGAAGACAUGCCAUUUUGUGAUACAGGAAUCUGUCCAGAUAUCAUAAUGAACCCUCAUGGCUUCCCAUCGCGUAUGACGGUAGGAAAGUUAAUUGAACUCCUAGCUGGAAAGGCUGGGGUCCUCGAUGGCAGAUUUCACUAUGGAACAGCUUUUGGCGGCAGUAAAGUUAAGGAUGUGUGUGAAGAUCUUAUUCGCCAUGGUUAUAACUACCUAGGGAAGGACUACGUAACAUCUGGUAUCACUGGGGAACCUUUGGAAGCAUAUAUCUAUUUUGGCCCUGUGUAUUACCAGAAACUAAAGCACAUGGUGUUGGAUAAAAUGCAUGCAAGAGCUCGAGGACCCAGAGCAGUGCUCACCAGGCAACCCACUGAAGGUCGAUCCCGUGAUGGCGGUUUACGUCUUGGGGAGAUGGAACGGGAUUGUUUGAUAGGUUAUGGAGCCAGCAUGCUUCUAUUGGAGAGACUGAUGAUUUCAAGUGAUGCCUUUGAAGUGGAUGUUUGUGGACAGUGUGGCUUGCUGGGGUACUCUGGCUGGUGCCACUACUGCAAAUCGUCGUGUCAUGUGUCUUCCCUGCGCAUACCUUAUGCCUGUAAACUUUUAUUCCAAGAACUGCAGUCAAUGAACAUCAUACCUAGGCUAAAACUAGCUAAGUACAAUGAAUGAACAAGAUGAAAAAGAUAGAAAAACGUACCUUAAGAAUUGAAAUCCAGCAUAUACAACUGGGAGGUUUUUUGGUGAACAGGAAUAACUCUAAAACCUGAGUGGGUAGAAGGGAGGUGCAAGACAGUAAGAAAUCUUUCUUACGUAUCCUCCCCAUUUUUAAAUUGACAUGAAAGAGUCUGUCAGCAAAAUGCACUAGGAGCAGUUCCAAAAGCCUUGAUUAGUCGUGAACAGGACAUGUGGGAAUUGUGGAAUAAGACCAUGAUCCAGCAAAGCAUUUGGAUUACUUCAGACAAUCCCAUGCUUGCUUUUGAAAAGUUCUUUGCUGGACUAGGGCUCAAGCUGAGCUAAAUACACAUCUUAUUCAUAGAGGUUAAAAAUGUUUUCCAGACCAGUGUAAUAUGAAAGAUUAAUAAACAUUUUAAAUAAU